CGUAUGUCUCUGGGAAUUAGUUGCCUUCAUGAUGGUGCUGGAAACAUGCAUCACCCUCUUUCUGAUCACCGUGGUCACUCUUCUGAUUUACCUGGUUACAUGGUGGAGGAGGGUAAAGCACAGUAAUCUCCCUCCAGGGCCAACACCUCUACCCCUACUGGGGAAUAUAGUGCAAAUGAGCACCACAGAAAUGCCUAAAGCUUUGAUGAAGAUGAGUGAGACCUAUGGACCUGUGUACACCUGCUACUUGACCACCAUACCUGUAGUUGUACUGGUUGGGUGCGAUGCAGUGAAAGAAGCGUUGGUAGAACACAGUGACGCAUUCAGCAACAGAGGAGAAUUGGACCUGCUCAGCUUAUUAUUCAGAAAUUAUGGGAUCGUUAUGAGUAAUGGAGAAACGUGGAAAGCUAUGAGACGCUUCUCUUUAACGACCUUGAGAAAUUUUGGCAUGGGGAAAAGGAGCAUUGAGGAGAGGAUCCAGGAAGAGGCCCACUAUCUAAGAGAGAAAUUCUCAGAGAACAAAGACUCCUCUUUUGACCCAACAUAUCUGCUGGGAUUGGCUGUCUCCAACGUUAUUUGUUCCAUUGUGUUUGGUAAGAGAUUUGACUAUGAAGACAAGAAAUUUAUGACCCUUCUACAGUACAUCAGAGAAAUUGUCAGGGGACUAAACUCUCGGGCAGGCCAGAUUCUUAACAUGUUUCCAAACUUGCUGAGCAAGGUUCCCGGACCCCAUCAGAACAUUUUUGCCAAUUUUGAAAAGCUAAGGAAAUUUGUAAGGGAGACGGUGCAGUCCCACCGAGAAGUUCUGGAUGAAAAUUGUCCACAGGACUUCAUAGACUGUUUUCUCAUAAAGAUGGAAGAGGAGAAAAAAAAAACAAAUACAGAAUUUAAUGAAGAGAACUUGUUGGCAUCAGUUCUUGACUUGUUCUUUGCUGGUACUGAGACUUCAAGUGCUACCCUAAGAUAUGCCUUCCUAAUAAUGCAGAAAUUUCCAGAGAUACAAGAGAAGGUCCAGAAAGAAAUUGACACCGUGAUUGGACAAGAUCGCCUUCCCUCUAUGGAAGACAGGAACAAGAUGCCAUAUACAGACGCCGUUAUACAUGAAAUCCAGAGAUUUGCUGAUAUAAUUCCAUCAGGAUUACUUCAUGCUACCAGCAAAGACAUCACCUUCCGAGGAUAUAGGAUUCCUAAGGACACCUUCGUGGUUGUUACCCUCACAUCUGUUUUGAAAGAUCCCAAAUUCUUUAAGAAUCCUACUAACUUUGAUCCUGCACACUUUCUUGAUGAGAAUGGGGCCUUUAAGAAGAAUGAUGCUUUUAUGCCUUUUUCUGCAGGUAAGCGUGCAUGUGCAGGAGAAGGUCUAGCCCGUACGGAGCUUUUCUUGUUUUUCACUACUGUACUCCAGAGGUUUACUUUGAAACCAACAGUGGACAAGAAGGACCUAGAGAUCACCCCAGAACCCAAAACGAAUGCUUCAAGAGCUCGGAAUUAUAAAAUGUUUGCCGCCCCUCGGUAAAAUACCAACCAUGCCCAUCAUGCAACAUUGAAGAGAUGGUGUCAUACUUUAGACACCGUCAGAGACCAACAUAAUCAUUUGUUUUUGCAGUAUAAAUAUAAUUGCAUAACAUUAAAUGAUGAGUAAUUAUUAGGUAAUAAACAGAAUAACCUUUAAUUUAGUUUUUUAAUAUAAUUUAUUGUGCAUUGUAUUCUGUCUGGCAGAUCCUAAACCUACCUAGCUCAUUGCUUCACAGGUGUGUAAAUAAAAAUCCUGACAGCUUCUCAA
Molecule: messenger RNA, 1783 nt
Organism: Rana temporaria (common frog)
Lineage: Eukaryota; Metazoa; Chordata; Amphibia; Anura; Ranidae
Product: cytochrome P450 2C8-like
Exons: 9
Coding region: 29-1516 (495 amino acids)
Biological process (GO): xenobiotic metabolic process
Cellular component (GO): intracellular membrane-bounded organelle; cytoplasm
Molecular function (GO): iron ion binding; oxidoreductase activity, acting on paired donors, with incorporation or reduction of molecular oxygen, reduced flavin or flavoprotein as one donor, and incorporation of one atom of oxygen; heme binding
Source: RefSeq, a predicted model, not a curated record